Molecule: messenger RNA, 2028 nt
Organism: Fragaria vesca subsp. vesca
Lineage: Eukaryota; Viridiplantae; Streptophyta; Magnoliopsida; Rosales; Rosaceae
Exons: 5
Coding region: 1-2028 (675 amino acids)
Source: RefSeq, a predicted model, not a curated record
AUGGCUUAUGUGAAUGGAAUAUUCCAAGGAAUGUUGAACCAUUUAAAGAGGAUUGCCACCGUAAGAUUCCACGAUUUCUCGACGAAAAAUGGUGGAUGGGAGACUCUCAAUGCUAUUGGACAGCAAAUGGACAAUCCUUUUUCCAACACCUACAAUCCUAGAGGUCAAACGAAUAAUAUGAAGGAUAUAGCUGAGCUUAAGAACCAAGUGGGGAAAAUAAUGGAUUUCAUGGGAAAAUUUUCUGAAAGUGGAAAGCUUCCACCAAGCACCGUUCCAAAUCCAAAGUCAAAUUUUGAGUCCGCAAAAAUAGUGGCAAUAAGGAGUGGACGUGUGUUCAAUGAGGUCCCAAAGAAAGUCCAAAAGAAGGCCCAAGUUGCCCAAGAAGAGGAGGAUGAAGUUGGAAUUUCCAAGAAUGAUUUGGAGGCAGAUCCUGCCAUUUCCAAAGUUGAAGCAAAACUGUUUCAAAAGUCGAAGAAAGAAGAAUCUGAUCAAGCCAUCUUGGAAGUUUUUAAGAAAGUUCAAGUGAACAUCCCCUUGAUUGACUGCAUUACUCAAGUUCCCAAAUAUGCAAAAUUUUUGAAGGAGUUAUGCACCACAAGGAGGCAGACACGUGAGAAAGAAGUUGUGAAAAUGAGUGAGACUGUUUCUGUAGUUCUCCAACGAAAAUUACCUCCCAAGCUAAAGGAUCCAGGGAGUUUUUCUAUCUCUUGUGUAAUUGGUGAUACUACUUUUGACAGUGUCAUACUUGAUCUAGGUGCUUCCAUUAAUAUUAUGCCAUAUAACUUAUAUGCAUCUAUGGACUUAGGUGAACUUAAGAAAGACAAUGUCAUAAUUAAAUUGGCAGAUAGGUCUAACAAGUAUCCUAAGGGAUAUGUAGAGGACGUUCUUGUGCGAGUUAAUCACUUGAUUUUUCCUACAGAUUUUUACAUCAUUGAUAUGGAAGACUCACCCUCAAAUUCAACUCCUAUACUUUUAGGGCGUCCUUUUAUGAGAACUGCAAGAACAAAGAUUGAUGUGCAUGCUGGUGCAUUGACAAUGGAGUUUGAUGGAGAAGUUAUUGGCUUUAACAUCUUUGAAGCCAUGAGGUAUCCCUUAUCUGAGCUUAAACCAUGCUAUUCUAUUGAUAUCGUUGACUCUCUUGCGCAGAAUUUCCUAAAUUCAAAGAUCGACGAUAAAUUGGAAUACACCAUUUCUCAAGGAGUGGGAUACAAUGCCGAUGGUACCAAUGUGUCGAAUGCAGAAUUAGAGGAAAUAUGGGACAAUGUUGUGCUUGAAACCGUCGCCGCUCUCAAAGGCCUACGAAUUAGGUCUGAUCUUACAUUGUCACUUCCCAUUUCCACUAACAAACUGUUACCAUCUGUGGAACAGGCACCCAAGUUAGAGUUGAAAGCAUUACCUAAUCACUUAAAGUAUGUAUACUUGGGAGAAAGUGAGACUUUUCCAGCAAUUGUGUCCUCCAAACUAGACAACGAACAAGAAAAGAGAUUGGUGGAAGUAUUGAAGAAAUAUAAGACUGCUAUCGGAUGGACUUUAGCAGACAUCAAGGGAAUAAGCCUAACCACAUGUGUCCAUCCAAUUCUGCUGGAAGAUGGAGCAAAACCCACUAGAGAGGCCCAAAGACGUCUAUACCAACCAAUGAUGAAAGUGGUUCAAGACGAAGUCAUCAAAUUGCUGGAUUGUGGAGUGAUCUACCCCAUAUCGGAUAGUAAGUGGGUCUCUCUAGUUCAAGUUGUGCCAAACAAAUUUGAAGUGACUGUUGUAAAGAAUGCUGAGAAUGAGCUAGUGCCCCAACGAGUUGUGACUGGACAUAGAGUCUGCAUUGACUAUAGAAAGCUCAACGCCACCACAAGGAAAGACCAUUUUCCCCUACCAUUCAUUGAUCAAAUGCUUGAGCGUGCUGUGCAGAUUAAGAGUGAAAAGACUGGGGAAGAAUUCAAGGUGAAUGGCCAUAGAUUGAAGCCAUACUAUGAGGCUUUCAAGGAAUACAAUGUUGAGGAAGUACCCCUCCAAGAUACACCAUUCACAUAG